CCUCCCCUCGCCGCCCGCACGUACACGUGCGCGCGCUGCGCUGGGCUGAGCCUCGCAGGGCAGGAGCGGCGCGGCGACUCCCAGGCGUCAUGGCGGCCGAGCUGAGCGACAUGGCAGAGCCGCCCGCGGUCCCGCCGCCGCCUUCCUCUUCCUCCUCCUCGGCGUCGCCCUCAGGCGGAGGCGCUGCCGAAGAGGCGGCCGAGAGCGAAGCCGCUUCUUCUUCUUCCUCCUCCUCCUCCUCCGCAGCGGGAGCGGAGGCCGAGCCGCCCCGAGCGGCGCUGAACGGCGAAGGGGCGGAAAGCAUGUCGGAGCCCAGCCCGGAGAGCGCCAGCCAGGCCGGAGACGGCGACGACGAAGAGGAGGAGGACGGCGACGAUGAGGAGGAGGAAGAAGACGAGGAGGAGGACGGCGACGACGCCGAGGACGAAGAGGAGGACGAGGAGGAAGAGGCCGAGGCCGGCAGCAGCUCCGGCUCCUCCAGCGGUUGCUGCACCGACGACGCCCGCUCGCUCAGCCCCGGCGGCAGCGAGGCCGGCGUCAAGGGCGGUUCGGGCGGGGCCGGCGUCGGCGCGGGCGGAGGGCCUGACUGCUCCGGCGGCAGCGGCGGGGACUCCACUGCGGCGGGGGCGGCCCCACAAGCGGCGGCGGUGGUGUCCGAGGGGGACGCGGGGGGCGGCGGCAGCAGCAGCAGCGGAGGAGCGGCGGCCGGGGCUGACGAGGGCUACGGCACGGGAAGCGGCAGCGGGGGCGGCAGCAGCUCCUGCAGUGCCACGUCGGGCGGCCGCAGGGGCAGCCUGGAAAUCUCUUCCGACGGGGAGCCGCUCAGCCGCAUGGACUCGGAGGACAGCAUAAGCAGUACCAUAAUGGAUGUAGACAGCACAAUUUCCAGUGGACGUUCAACUCCAGUCAUGAUGAAUGGACAGGGAGUGACAACUUCAUCUGCAAAAAGUAUUGCUUAUAAUUGCUGCUGGGACCAGUGCCACUCUUGCUUCAACUCCAGUCCGGAUCUAGCAGAUCACAUUCGGUCCAUACAUGUAGAUGGUCAGCGAGGAGGGGUGUUUGUUUGCUUAUGGAAAGGCUGCAAAGUGUAUAACACACCAUCAACAAGUCAGAGUUGGUUACAGCGGCAUAUGUUGACACAUAGUGGGGAUAAACCUUUUAAGUGUGUUGUGGGAGGAUGCAAUGCUAGUUUUGCUUCCCAGAGUGGACUGGCUCGGCAUGUACCAACGCACUUCAGUCAGCAGAAUUCUUCAAAAGUUACCAACCAGCCAAAGGCAAAAGAAGAGUCUCCUUCUAAAGCUGGAAUGAACAAAAGAAAGAAGCUAAAGAACAAGCGGAGGCGCUCCUUACGGCUGGUGCCAGACUGUGCUGGGGAACUCUUAACCACUGACAAGAGAAUAGGAGUGGUCACACGUCAUGCAAGACCUCAUGACUUCUUUGAUGCACAGACCUUGGACGCCAUACGGCAUCGAGCUAUUUGCUUUAACCUUUCUGCUCACAUAGAAAGUUUGGGAAAAGGCCACAGUGUUGUAUUUCACAGUACUGUAAUGGCUAAAAGGAAAGAGGACUCUGGAAAAGUUAAGUUGCUACUUCACUGGACUCCAGAAGAUAUUCUUCCUGAUGUGUGGGUCAAUGAAAGUGAAAGGCAUCAAUUAAAAACUAAAGUAGUUCAUUUAUCAAAACUACCAAAAGAUACAGCUUUGCUUCUGGACCCAAACAUUUACAGAAAGUCUAGUAAAGGAGGUACAUUCAAUGGAAUCCUGAAAGAUCACUUCUCUUAAGAUCACAUGCUGAACAAUGCCACAGAAGAGGUUGAAGAGGUAAAAAUCGACUCGGUGGGAGCAUCCAACCUACCAUCUUAGUCAUUGACCUUGGAAUUAGAAUUGCACAUUCCUUGAGUCCUUUACCUUCAUUCACACACACACACACACACACACACACACGGCACACACACCCGCUCUGUGCCCAACUGCUGCCAGCCUAUGAUUGGUCUAACCAUUCUGUGAAUGAAGUUGAAGCACCUAUGGAAUAUAUUAUAUAUAAAUGUCUAACAUACCUUUAAUGGGACGGUACAAUGGUGAAGCUUCUCCGGCAUGCUCACCCAUGUUUUUGUUUUCAGUGGACUCUUUUUGAAACUUGUAUUGGAUGAACUGGCAAUUGCUGAAUUGCCAAGUGAAACCCAUCCUGGCUGUAGUUACUCACAUUUUUAAUUUUAUUCUUGGUAAGCAAACUCUUGAAAUCUCAUCAUUGAUAAGCAACAGCUAGAGAGAAUUCUUGGUGGACCGUCUCCGUUGUCACUUUAGUGAAUUUGUGGUGUCCAAUCACAUCCUUAAGUGGUGGUAUCAUGUUUAAGCAAAAUGGUGGUGGCAUACUUUGAAUUUUAGCAGAAUAUAUAUAUAUAUAUUCAUUGGAGGUUGAUCAGUGUUAGGUGUUGCUAUAUAUCCGAUCCUCUUCAUAAGAUAUUACUGUAUUUUAAUCAGACUUUUAAUAAUAUCUAUACAAAAAAGGAAGAAGAAGCAGCAUUGGUUUUAUAUUCUAUUUGGCUUUUAAAACUCCAGCUUGCUUUUAAAGAUUAUAUUGCCUCCCUUUCCCCUCCUUUUGGCCUAAAUGUUUCUGUUUGUCCAAAAAGAAAAAGAAAAAAGAAAAAAGUAUUUUUUAAAAAGAAGCAUUUAAAGAUACAAUCGUUUUAUGCACCAAAGUUGGCUAUGAAAAGAAUUAAAUUGCUUCCUCACUUUAUUAAGCAAGGAAUUACGGUGUGUUUUUUUUAACCCUACAGGAAAUAGAAAACUAGUGUACCUUGUUUGUCUUGUAUUGAGACAAAAAAAAAAGUUGCAUAUAGAGAACGGGACGUUGCUUGUAAAUAGUUUUGCAGAUUUGUAAUAUAUUUUUAUAUCACAAAAUGUAGAUGUUUUUUCCUAGAGGCAUGGAAGUUAAAAUGUAUAUAUUAUGGUAGAAAUAAUAUUGAAGGAUAUUGUACGUCAUUAGCGCUGCCAGAAUUUGUUUAAAGCAAGCACCUUUCUUAACAAUACUAUAUCUCUUGGAUUUCCAAGGGACUCUAUACUACUGUUAAUAAGAACAAAACACAUUAGGUGUCCUUUGAGAAAUCUUUGAAGGAUGCAUAAUAUCCAUAGAAGGUUUAUAACACCUCACUGCUGAACAUGGAUAUGAAAUCAAUCUUUUUCCUUGCUUGUUGGAAGGAACAAAUGUAAAAUAAAAGACUUAAUAAGGUAGCUAUAUGCAGUCAAACUGCAUGGUUAACCCUUCCUGUUUAGGAGGAUUUUUUAUUUUAUUUUAUUUUGCAUUACUACAGUGGCUUUUUUUUUUUUACACUAUUUUUUUUUAAUUAAACAGCAAAUAAAUUAAAGUCUAAAGUUUUGGGAGAUGAAAGGUUUUUUUUGUUUUUGGUCAAAUCGUAUAAGGAAAGCUGCCUUAACGAAGGUAAAUUUGCUUGUUUGGUUCCUGGUGGAUUUAGAAUGUUUUCACAAACAUUUAAAUUUUAUUAUUGUGCAGAUUUAGAAGCACUGCUGACAUGGAAUGGUUCUGGAAUACUGUAGUUGUUUGACAAUGGUAUUUCAUAAAGAUCUGUGGCAAUGUUAACUAUUUAAAACAGAUGCCGUUUUGUUUUGUCUUUUUAAUUUUGCUUAAGCACUUCCGUUACUGCUUUAUCUUCAUUAAAUGUUCAUCUCUUAAUUGCUUGGGUUCCCUUUCUUUAAGAAGUAUAACAUUGCCAAAUAGGUGUUUUCAGAUAUAGUUUGUAUUUGUAUUUUUUUUAAAUCUUAUUGUUUUAUGAAUCUCUUGUAUGCCAUUCAUAAUUGACAGAUGAUUGUAGACUUCGCUGGAGUAUUUUUUCUAAUAAAAGAAAGCAAAUGCAACUACGGUUUUAAGGUUCUGAAUGUCAUUUACUGCAUUGGGCUAUUGGAAAAGUUGGAGCACACUAUGUAAAUCAUGUAUUUUUCUGUUCAAAUAAAGCUAGAAUUUUAUGUAUUUAAAAUAU
Thamnophis elegans (Western terrestrial garter snake) is the source of this 3994-nucleotide messenger RNA. It is a transcript of the gene AEBP2, whose product is annotated as AE binding protein 2. The record is from RefSeq and is a predicted model, not a curated record. The transcript has 10 exons. Lineage: Eukaryota; Metazoa; Chordata; Lepidosauria; Squamata; Natricidae. Gene Ontology annotation, biological process: regulation of transcription by RNA polymerase II. The coding region runs from base 90 to 1781 and encodes 563 amino acids. Gene Ontology annotation, cellular component: ESC/E(Z) complex.